Ornithodoros turicata is the source of this 1941-nucleotide messenger RNA. It is a transcript of the gene rtet, whose product is annotated as major facilitator superfamily domain-containing protein 10-like. Bases 525 to 1880 code for a protein of 451 amino acids. Gene Ontology annotation, cellular component: brush border membrane. The transcript is spliced from 12 exons. The record is from RefSeq and is a predicted model, not a curated record. Gene Ontology annotation, molecular function: transmembrane transporter activity. NCBI's taxonomy places the organism in Eukaryota, Metazoa, Arthropoda, Arachnida, Ixodida, Argasidae. Gene Ontology annotation, biological process: transmembrane transport.
CCAUGGGCUGGAGGCCUGUUGAAUCGUCUCGAUGUGAUGACAGUUUUUGUUUCAAAACAAAACAGUACAUGCACGUGCAGCCCGUUUCUCUGUUCUUUUGCGUGUUUUUUUGGCAUAUAAAUCUGCACCUAAAGUUAAGUGGUGCAAGUAACCCGUCCAAACACCAGGGGACUUCCCUGUUCCACUCUUUUCAUGUUUAACCAGUUUGACACGUAUGAAAAGGCGUUGACCGAAGAAUGAAUGAAGCGAACAUAGAAAUGCGAACGCGUGAAAAUGCUUUCAUUGGAAUUGAUGUGAUGUAGAUGUCUUGGGAUAUUCUUGGGAACAGUGCUGUGCAGUUGGCAAAGUUUAUUUUAGCAUCGUGAAGACGCCACCAAAUUUUGAUGAAAAGUGCUAGUUAUGAGAUAUCCUUUAUCUGUCACUUCAUCGUGUUGGCAAAUGUCAAAACGGGAUAGAUAACAGCGGCCGCUAAGCUUUCAGAGAAUCUCAAUGCCAAGGAUCUUGUCCUUAUCUCAUAGCCAAGUAUGACGAAGACAACUAGUGGAUCCACCGAAACUGUUCCACGUACUGUGUAUAUCAUAUUUAUUUCGUUGGUCAUUGACCUACUCGGUUUCACUGUCAUCUUGCCCUUGUUGCCUUCGAUCCUAGAUUAUUACAGUCACCAUGACAAGGAUGGCCUUUAUCCAUGGCUCGAAAGCCAGAUCCAAGGCUUUCAGCAUCUCGUUGGUGUUCCAAAUCACUUAAACAAAGUUCUUUUUGGAGGUUGCAUAGGUUCUAUGUAUUCCUUCUUGCAGUUUGUCACAGCACCUUUGAUUGGCUCUUUAUCCGAUGUGUAUGGAAGGAAAGCAGUGCUGAUUUGCACAAUGUGUGGUGUUGCAUUUUCGUAUGCUGUGUGGGCAGUGUCACACAACUUCACACUGUUUGUAAUAUCACGUGUGAUUGGUGGGAUCAGUAAAGGAAACAUCAGUCUAUGUACGGCUAUUAUAACUGAUGUCUGCAGUGCUAAGCUUAGAGGAAAAGGAAUGGCACUGAUAGGCAUAGCCUUCUCACUUGGCUUCAUUGUCGGUCCCAUGAUUGGAGCACAGUUCGCAAUGAGCCUGAAGGCCACCAGCGAAUUCUACAUUAUCCCUGCUCUGUUUGCGCUCACACUAGCUAUUGUGGAUAUCAUAUUUUUGAUUUGCACAUUCCAAGAGUCCCUGCCACCAGAAAAGCGUGCACACUCUAUUGCAUCAUCAUUCUCUGGGGCAGUAUCAUACAUAAAUCCCUGGCUACUACUUACAUUCAAACCUGUCCAGAAACUUUCACUUAAAGAUCACGAGGCACUUCAAAAAUGUGGCUUCAUAUAUUUUCUCUACCUCUUGUUUUACUCUGGUCUGGAGUAUUCACUGUGCUUCCUGACGCAUGACAGGUUCCAGUAUUCCAGAAUGCAGCAAGGCAAAAUGUACUUUGUUGUUGGACUAGCAAUGGCUGCCAUACAAGGUGGUUAUGUUCAUAGAAUACCACCUGGAAAGGAAAUAAGAGUGUGCUUACUGGGCGUAGUGACAAUCAUUCCGUCUUUCAUCAUCAUCGGGAUUUCUUGGACGCCCAGCAUGCUGUAUUUUGGGUUGCUUUUGUACUCCUUCGCGUCUGGGACCGUUGUUCCUUGCCUAACAACUUUUGUGUCAAAAUAUGGCAGUCCAACACAGAAGGGAACAAUUCUGGGAAUAUUUCGGUCCCUCGGUGCCUUAGCACGUGCCUUAGGACCUUUCUUGUCAGCCACCGUGUACUGGUGGGCUGGACCUGUUGUCUGUUAUAUCAUUGGUGGGUGCCUUUUCAUAAUCCCUGUGAUACUUCUACGAAAUAUGCAAAAGAGCUUAAUUGGACAGCCUAAUCAGCAGUGACUCUACUGUGUACUGCAAUAUGUGCAAUGGUUCUGUCCUAUAAAGCAUGGUAUGAACUUAA